Molecule: messenger RNA, 833 nt
Organism: Phyllostomus discolor (pale spear-nosed bat)
Lineage: Eukaryota; Metazoa; Chordata; Mammalia; Chiroptera; Phyllostomidae
Exons: 3
Coding region: 1-771 (256 amino acids)
Source: RefSeq, a predicted model, not a curated record
AUGGUGUACAAUACACACAACUCUCUGUACUUGGACAAAGAAGUACCUCCUGUGAGCUUCUCCAUUCCGAAAUCACUGCAGAGGCCUCGGGCCACACAACUGAGGAAAACGCACACGAGGGACGGUUACCGCCCGCCUGAAAAGAAACGGCUUUGUUACCGGGUGGGCGCCGAGCCCAACGCCCCUUCCCCCGGAAACCGUGUGCUGACGUCACCACGCGACAGCGUCCCUGUGGGCCCUCAAAGGAACCUCUUGCAUUGUGGGACACGCGUGCAUACCCGCCGAACUUGGUGCGCUCGGUUGGGCUUCCGCACGGGUGUCUGGAGCACUUGUUUCUCCCUCUUGCACAAACAACUCCCCCUUCUGGGAAGAAGGGGGACGUCCCCAUUUCCGGAGUGCGCGGAGAUUCGAGGAAAGGGCUCCAGUUCAGGGGCCACUAAUCAUAAAGGGCCUCACCCCGGGCCUGAACCUUGUCAGAGGCUCCUAGGACUCGCUGAUGAUACUAUUUCCGGCCCAAGGGCCAGGUGGCUUUCGGUCGCUCGCUACUUUACUCUUCGUAGUAGUAAUAUCUUCAUAAGCAAGUGCCUUUACCACCGCUCUACUUCCCCACCCGCCUUGGUCCCCGUCCCUAGGCGCAUGCAUAGCCCACGGCUGGCUCCUGCAUUAAUUAAGUCUCCCAGACCCCACUUCCAUUUCUUUGGGGAGCAGAGAUGCGCGCCUAGUUGUCUGCCCCUCGUGGGCUCUGGAGGACAAGGUUUGCUAUUUUAUUAGAACAUAUUUUGCCAUCUGACUGCUGUGGUUCAGUGAAUUGAGUGCUGGCCUGUAAAGAGAAA